Malania oleifera is the source of this 1657-nucleotide messenger RNA. Its product is annotated as heat shock 70 kDa protein BIP2-like. The record is from RefSeq and is a predicted model, not a curated record. Gene Ontology annotation, molecular function: ATP hydrolysis activity; heat shock protein binding; ATP-dependent protein folding chaperone. Gene Ontology annotation, biological process: protein refolding; endoplasmic reticulum unfolded protein response; cellular response to unfolded protein. Gene Ontology annotation, cellular component: endoplasmic reticulum chaperone complex; membrane; cytoplasm. NCBI's taxonomy places the organism in Eukaryota, Viridiplantae, Streptophyta, Magnoliopsida, Santalales, Ximeniaceae.
GUUUCCUAUAGUUCAUAAGUGAUCUCUCCAACUUAGAAUUUUCACAAUUUUCCUAUAAAUGUAUCUCUCCAACUUCAUUUAGAAAAAAGGAGAGGAUCUGCAGAGAGAAGGUUGAGGGAUUUAGAGAGAAGAACUGCAAAUUAUAUAUAGGGAAUUUGACAAUGGCGGGCAAGAACGAAGCUUUGGUGUUUCUGCUGCUCUUAUUUUCAGAAAUUUUGGUGGGAUUAGCAGCAACUUCUGAGCAGUCUUUGAAGCUCGGGACCGUAAUUGGGAUUGAUCUUGGGACUAAAUAUUCAUGUGUUGGUGUGUAUCGAAAUGGUCGUGUGGAAAUUAUAGCGAAUGAUCAAGGAAACAGAAUCACCCCAUCGUGGGUUGAAUUCUCCGACACCGAGCGUUUGGUCAGAGAGGCCGCCAAAAAUCAAACGGCUCUCAAUCCGGAGCGCACCAUCUUCGGUGCUAAGCGACUCAUUGGAACAAAGAAAGUGAAAUUCCUUUCUUUUUUUUUUGGUUUAACUGUGAUUCUUUUUAGGAUUUGUUCUUUGAAUUAUAUAGAUACUGGUUUUGUUUCGUAGGUAUGAUGGUCCAGAGGUUCAGAAAGGAUAUCAAGUUGUUGCCUUGUAAGGUUGUGAACAAAGAUGGGAAGCCUUAUAUACAGGUAAAGAUUCGAGAUGGUGAGGUUAAGGUGUUUAGCCCUGAGGAAAUCAGUGCCAUGAUAUUGGGGAAGAUGAAGGAGACCGCAGAAUCCUAUUUGGGGAAGAAAAUCAAAGAUGCUGUCAUCACUGUUCCUGCUUAUUUCAAUGAUGCACAGAGGCAGGCUACUAGAGAUGCAGGCGUCAUCGCUGGGCUUAACGUGGCUCGCAUAAUUGAUGAACCAACGGCGCGCCCGGCGGCUAUUGUCUAUGGAAUGGACAGGAAAGGGGAAGAGAUGAACACUCUGGCUUAUGAUCUUGGAGGGGGUACCUUUGAUGUUUAUCUUUCUGUAGUUCAAGGAGGAAUCCUUGGUAGUGAUGCUGGGGAAGAAAUCAAGGAGAUGGUUGUGCUUGAUCGUACUCCCUUGAGCCUGGGAAUUGAAACUGCCUCUACAAAUGCAUUUCUUGUCUAUGAAGGUGAGAGAGCCUUAACAAAGGACAGUCUUGAGCUUGGGCAGUUUGACCGAUCUGGCAUACGACCUGCUCCCAGGGGAGUAUCCCAAAUAGAGGUUACAUUCGAGGUGGGCGUAAACGGCAUAUUACAUGUUAAGGCAGAGGAUAAAGCAGCCAAGAAGUCAGAAUCUCUAACAAUCACAAAAGAUAAGGGGGCUCUCAGUGAGGAAGAGAUCAUGAGGAUGCAGAAGGAAGGAGAGGAAUAUGCUCAGGAAGAUGGGUAAAUAAGGGAAAGGAUUGACUCCAGAAACAAGCUUAAAGCUUACAUUUACAACAAGCAGCAAACCAUCGAUGAAGACAAGCUUGCAGAUAAGAAUGAUGAGAAGAUGGAGAGUGCGUUGAAGGAGGCCCUCAAGUGGCUCUAUGAUAACCAGAAUGCACAAAAAGAUGAAUUUGAUGACAAGUUGAAUGAGUUGGAAGUAGUGUGUAAUCCUGUGAUAAAGCAAGUUUAUGACAAGAGCCAUGAAAGUUCUACGAAGAACCAAAUGAUGAACUGUGAAACACCUAGCAAAUGA